AUGAUGACAUUGGACGACCCGCUGAAAGACUUGAAGAAGGACAACGGCGGAAAGAUGACGGAUUCAAAGAUCGCAACUCUCUUCAAGCCUUGGGUUGAGAAGCACAACAAGAAUCUCAGAGCGACAGAAAUGCCCAACACUAAUACAACAUCUGGGAUCAAACUCGUGUCGGCACAAGUGGACAUAGUGAGAUUGCAUUCCAAGCAGCUGAGUACAAAGGCCGGUAAGUACGACCGCGACGAUGCAUUCUUGGGUACAAUCCAUGCCGAGAAACUGUUGAUCGGGCAUACACCCUUGAAGCGAAAACGCAACACACUGAUUGCGAAGAGUACUUCGGAGAAGCUCGACUAUCUAAAGCUACCUGGCAAAGCAAUUCCUGACAGACUGGAAGCGACUAUGAAGCAUAUGCCAGUAAGCGAAAAGUGCUGUCCAGCCUGCUGGGUACUGGUGCGAUUUCUGCAGGAUGAGCAAGAGCACAAGAUCAUGUUCCCAGGCCACCAUACAAAGUGGUCCGCGACUACGCUUCUCCCAACCCUUCCGCGGGAUGCUGGCUGGAAGGCAAUGGACUAUGCUGAGAUGGUACUUCCGAACAGACUGACGUGA
Messenger RNA from Ascochyta rabiei, 603 nucleotides. RefSeq lists its product as uncharacterized. The record is from RefSeq and is a predicted model, not a curated record. Bases 1 to 603 code for a protein of 200 amino acids. Lineage: Eukaryota; Fungi; Ascomycota; Dothideomycetes; Pleosporales; Didymellaceae. The transcript has a single exon.